AUGGAUAUGUAUGGCGUAGUAUAUUCGCUAUGUUACUCUCCAUGUGGAAAAUUACUAGCUGCAGGCGACAACUUUGGUCGAAUCUUUAUAUUUCAAUAUGUAGAUGCUUUGGCUAAUUACAUAUGCAUAUUUUUUUGUAUCGGUGUAGUGCAUUCUGGACCCAUUUAUGCUUUAACGUCAACUUCAACAUAUCUUGUUUGUGGUAUAUUAGAUAGAAUUGUUGGCUAUAAAUGGAGCGAGAUUCUUGAUAAGGAAAAUAUCCUAUAUUGUGGUUGCGGAGAUGGGAGAAUUUAUGGUUACGAUUUGAAAAGUGGACACAAUAAGUGCAGCAUGGUUGGUCAUGAGGACAGCAUACAUAGCAUAGUCUUAGAUCCCCAAUCGAAGGCGUGUAUUAGCUCCUCUGAAGAUGGAUCAGUACGAUUUUGGGAUAAUCGUAAGCCCUCUCAAAUUGCUAUAAUUGAACCUUACAAACAUCAGCAACUAAGCCAUCAUGGAGGUGGCAAAUGGAUUUCUGCUAUGGCAACCGAUACUGAUGGUAACUGGAUGGCAUGUGGUGGAGCUACUGGUCUAUCUAUUUGGCACCUGCAGUCUAGAACUCUUACAUCGAGCUGCAAUGAUAUAACCGCUUGUGUUCGUGACGUAGUCUUUUACGAUGGAAAUUUCAUUACAGUAGGGGAUAACCACCACGUAACACAUACUACUAUUAAUGGUGAAGUUACCGCAACUAUUCCUACUUCGUCAUCUCCAAAUUUCGCAAUCCAAAUAAAUGAGAAUCUUAAUAGUAAACCGGUGCUAUGUACAGCUGGAAAUUCCAUCAUGAUCGAUAUCUUCAUCAAUUUCUUUUAUAAAACUACCUCUUUCCAGUGUACAUGCUCGUACUAA
Trichoplax adhaerens is the source of this 882-nucleotide messenger RNA. RefSeq lists its product as uncharacterized. NCBI's taxonomy places the organism in Eukaryota, Metazoa, Placozoa, Uniplacotomia, Trichoplacea, Trichoplacidae. The record is from RefSeq and is a predicted model, not a curated record. Gene Ontology annotation, cellular component: THO complex; transcription export complex. Gene Ontology annotation, biological process: mRNA export from nucleus. The coding region runs from base 1 to 882 and encodes 293 amino acids. The transcript has 10 exons. Gene Ontology annotation, molecular function: protein binding.